AUGUCUGACGAGUCUCCGAUCCAACGGCUAUCUGACGAUUUGCUCGCCAAGAUCCUGCACCUAGCUGGUAGACCCGACCAAUUCCUGCAUUCUCUGGUGUGCACGAAAUGGCGUGACAUAGCCUAUCUCGUUCAGGACGCCAUUCACGUGUCUAGUGGCACUUUCUUGAAUCAUCGCCAUCUGCUUGACCAGCUCGCGGCAUUCCCUAGACUGAAGAAACUCGUUGUUUCCGAAGAUUGUUUGUCCUUCGUCCCGGACGUUGUCCUCGCUGGUCUGGCCCACUCGCAUCCCGAUUUAGUUCAGCUUCACAUUAAAGCCGUCGAGGAUUUCACGACGGAAGGACUUUCGAACCUCCUUGAGGGUUGCACCAAGCUAGAGGAUCUGCGCCUCGCUUGUCCUCCACGUAUCCUUAGCAUUCCACCUUCCAUCAGCCUCCAAUCUCGACUCAGGAGCCUCGUUCUUACUAUCGAAGGAGUUGCGCAUCUUCCUGACGCUAUCACGUCUUUGCAGCUUCUUGAGGACCUCAAACUCAGCAUGGCCAAUCUACAAGAUUUGCCACAAGACUUUGGCAAUCUUGUGUUGCUGAAGACAUUGAGUCUUGGCGUUCGCUCUCUCCGCUCUCUCCCCACGUCCAUUCAGCAGCUUGUCGAUCUGCAGCAACUGUCUAUCAGCCAUUGCAGGACAUUUCGGCUACCAGAUGGUCUCUCCAAGCUUAAGCGACUGAAGAUGCUUGAGCUGAUCGAUUUUGCGGAGCUCUUGCCACUGCCUGAGGAUUUCGGAAAGCUGUUGGCAUUGGAGUGCCUAGUCGUGAGGCGUGUGAGAGGGAUUAGGGCGCUUCCAGAGACAGUUGGACUUCUCCCACAGCUGCAACUGCUUACCAUUGAGAGCCGUGAAAGUUCCUCAUGGCUGCCCAGAUCCUUGCCCAAUCUUACAUCCCUCACGGAGCUCAACUUGCACGUGCCAUGUGUGUCAGAACUGCCGGAUGACAUUGGUCGGCUGUCAAAACUCAAAAGUAUGAAGCUAGUCAGCUCUAUAGCCAAUCGUCUUCGAGGAAUUUCGUCCCUGCCCGAGGACUUUGGGCGGCUGACUGCUUUGGAAAUUUUGCGUCUCUCAGAACUUAAACACCUCAGCCACCUGCCCGAAUCUUUCGGGCAUUUGAUCAAACUGCAAGAUCUGAGACUUCAGAAUUGUGAGCAACUGCGGCAGCUACCCAGCUCGUUUACCCUGCUAUCUUCCCUUCGGAAAUUGGAGAUCAACAACUGCUCAAGCUUAGCUGUUCUACUAGAGGGCAUGGGGGAUGGCCUAUGCCACCUUCGUGAGCUGUUUGUAUGUCGGAUACCUAUCACCCACCUCCCUGCGUCGCUCUUCUGCUUUUCAUUGCUCGAAAUAAUAAUACUGAGUGAUCUCCAGUGUUUGAGAGGCUGCCUUCCUGAGGGCUUCAGCAACUUUUCACACCUUAAGGCUCUCUCCUUAAGCUGCAUCUUAGAUCUGACUUCCCUCCCUGCCUCCCUUUCUCAAUUAGCUCUCACCCUCAUCAGCCUGACAGUGGAAUCCUGCAGUGAGCUGAAAGCCUUGCCAGAGGAGAUUGGGCACCUGAAAAUGCUGGAGAAGCUCAACCUGAUUGAUUUGAACGGUUUGGAAUCAGUUCCUCAAUCGCUGAUGAAGCUGCCUCGACUGCGGGAGCUGGAUGUGAGCCACUGCAAGUCCUUGGGCGGAAGGAGUGUUAUGGACACCUUGAUCCACAUCGCCCUGCUCGCCGCACUGCCCGCCCUGCUGCUGCUCUCUGGGCUCUUCUCCCUCUCCCAUGGCUUCUCCGUCUCAAAGCAACUCGUGGUGGACGCAACGAGAGCAACAACUGCAGCAGCAGCUCCAACGGAGAAAAAAUGGGCAGCAUCAGGGGGGCCCGUGCAGGUUCCCCAUCAGGUUCGCCAUCAGGUUCCCCAUCAGGUUCCCCAUCAGGUUCGCCAUCAGGUUCGCCAUCAGGUUCGCCAUCAGGUUCGCCAUCAGGUUCGCCAUCAGGUUCGCCAUCAGGUUCGCCAUCAGGUUCGCCAUCAGGUUCCCCAUCAGGUUCCCCAUCAGGUUCCCCAUCAGGUUCCCCAUCAGGUUCCCCAUCAGGUUCCCCAUCAGGUUCCCCAUCAGGUUCGCCAUCAGGUUCCCCAUCAGGUUCCCCAUCAGGUUCGGCCCCCCCCAUCAGGUUCGCCAUCAGGUUCGCCAUCAGGUUCGCCAUCAGGUUCCCCAUCAGGUUCGCCAUCAGGUUCCCCAUCAGGUUCGCCAUCAGGUUCGCCAUCAGGUUCGCCAUCAGGUUCCCCAUCAGGUUCCCCAUCAGGUUCCCCAUCAGGUUCGCCAUCAGGUUCGCCAUCAGGUUCGCCAUCAGGUUCCCCAUCAGGUUCCCCAUCAGGUUCCCCAUCAGGUUCCCCAUCAGGUUCGCCAUCAGGUUCGCCAUCAGGUUCGCCAUCAGGUUCGUCCCCCCCCAUCAGGUUCGCCAUCAGGUUCGCCAUCAGGUUCGCCAUCAGGUUCCCCAUCAGGUUCGCCAUCAGGUUCCCCAUCAGGUUCGCCAUCAGGUUCGCCAUCAGGUUCGCCAUCAGGUUCCCCAUCAGGUUCCCCAUCAGGUUCGCCAUCAGGUUCCCCAUCAGGUUCGCCAUCAGGUUCGCCAUCAGGUUCGCCAUCAGGUUCGCCAUCAGGUUCGCCAUCAGGUUCGCCAUCAGGUUCGCCAUCAGGUUCGCCAUCAGGUUCGCCAUCAGGUUCGCCAUCAGGUUCGCCAUCAGGUUCGCCAUCAGGUUCGCCAUCAGGUUCGCCAUCAGGUUCGCCAUCAGGUUCGCCAUCAGGUUCGCCAUCAGGUUCCCCAUCAGGUUCCCCAUCAGGUUCGCCAUCAGGUUCGCCAUCAGGUUCGCCAUCAGGUUCGCCAUCAGGUUCGCCAUCAGGUUCGCCAUCAGGUUCGCCAUCAGGUUCGCCAUCAGGUUCGCCAUCAGGUUCCCCAUCAGGUUCCCCAUCAGGUUCGCCAUCAGGUUCGCCAUCAGGUUCGCCAUCAGGUUCGCCAUCAGGUUCCCCAUCAGGUUCCCCAUCAGGUUCCCCAUCAGGUUCGCCAUCAGGUUCGCCAUCAGGUUCGCCAUCAGGUUCGCCAUCAGGUUCGCCAUCAGGUUCGCCAUCAGGUUCGCCAUCAGGUUCGCCAUCAGGUUCGCCAUCAGGUUCGCCAUCAGGUUCGCCAUCAGGUUCGCCAUCAGGUUCGCCAUCAGGUUCGCCAUCAGGUUCCCCAUCAGGUUCCCCAUCAGGUUCCCCAUCAGGUUCCCCAUCAGGUUCCCCAUCAGGUUCCCCAUCAGGUUCGCCAUCAGGUUCGCCAUCAGGUUCGCCAUCAGGUUCGCCAUCAGGUUCUCCAUCGGGUUCUCCAUCGGGUUCUCCAUCAGGUUCGCCAUCAGGUUCCCCAUCAGGUUCGCCAUCAGGUUCGCCAUCAGGUUCGCCAUCAGGUUCGCCAUCAGGUUCGCCAUCAGGUUCCCCAUCAGGUUCGCCAUCAGGUUCGCCAUCAGGUUCCCCAUCAGGUUCCCCAUCAGGUUCCCCAUCAGGUUCGCCAUCAGGUUCGCCAUCAGGUUCGCCAUCAGGUUCCCCAUCAGGUUCCCCAUCAGGUUCCCCAUCAGGUUCCUGAAGAGGUCCCCCCCCCAUCAGGUUCGCCAUCAGGUUCGCCAUCAGGUUCCCCAUCAGGUUCCCCAUCAGGUUCCCCAUCAGGUUCCCCAUCAGGUUCCCCAUCAGGUUCGCCAUCAGGUUCGCCAUCAGGUUCGCCAUCAGGUUCGCCAUCAGGUUCCCCAUCAGGUUCCCCAUCAGGUUCCCCAUCAGGUUCCCCAUCAGGUUCCCCAUCAGGUUCCCCAUCAGGUUUCCCAUAAGGUUCGCCAUCAGGUUCGCCAUCAGGUUCGCCAUCAGGUUCGCCAUCAGGUUCGCCAUCAGGUUCCCCAUCAGGUUCCCCAUCAGGUUCCCCAUCAGGUUCCCCAUCAGGUUCCCCAUCAGGUUCCCCAUCAGGUUCCCCAUCAGGUUCGCCAUCAGGUUCGCCAUCAGGUUCCCCAUCAGGUUCGCCAUCAGGUUCCCCAUCAGGUUCGCCAUCAGGUUCCCCAUCAGGUUCGCCAUCAGGUUCCCCAUCAGGUUCCCCAUCAGGUUCUCAAACAGGUUCGCCAUCAGGUUCCCCAUCAGGUUCGCCAUCAGGUUCCCCAUCAGGUUCCCCAUCAGGUUCGCCAUCAGGUUCGCCAUCAGGUUCGCCAUCAGGUUCGCCAUCAGGUUCGCCAUCAGGUUCGCCAUCAGGUUCCCCAUCAGGUUCGCCAUCAGGUUCCCCAUCAGGUUCCCCAUCAGGUUCGCCAUCAGGUUCGCCAUCAGGUUCGCCAUCAGGUUCGCCAUCAGGUUCCCCAUCAGGUUCCCCAUCAGGUUCCCCAUCAGGUUCCCCAUCAGGUUCCCCAUCAGGUUCCCCAUCAGGUCGCCCCCCCAUCAGGUUCGCCAUCAGGUUCGCCAUCAGGUUCCCCAUCAGGUUCCCCAUCAGGUUCCCCAUCAGGUUCCCCAUCAGGUUCCCCAUCAGGUUCGCCAUCAGGUUCGCCAUCAGGUUCGCCAUCAGGUUCCCCAUCAGGUUCGCCAUCAGGUUCCCCAUCAGGUUCCCCAUCAGGUUCCCCAUCAGGUUCCCCAUCAGGUUCCCCAUCAGGUUCCCCAUCAGGUUCGCCAUCAGGUUCGCCAUCAGGUUCGCCAUCAGGUUCCCCAUCAGGUUCGCCAUCAGGUUCGCCAUCAGGUUCGCCAUCAGGUUCGCCAUCAGGUUCGCCAUCAGGUUCCCCAUCAGGUUCCCCAUCAGGUUCCCCAUCAGGUUCCCCAUCAGGUCCCCCCCCCAUCAGGUUCGCCAUCAGGUUCGCCAUCAGGUUCCCCAUCAGGUUCCCCAUCAGGUUCCCCAUCAGGUUCCCCAUCAGGUUCCCCAUCAGGUUCCCCAUCAGGUUCCCCAUCAGGUUCCCCAUCAGGUUCCCCAUCAGGUUCGCCAUCAGGUUCGCCAUCAGGUUCGCCAUCAGGUUCGCCAUCAGGUUCCCCAUCAGGUUCCCCAUCAGGUUCCCCAUCAGGUUCCCCAUCAGGUUCCCCAUCAGGUUCCCCAUCAGGUUCCCCAUCAGGUUCCCCAUCAGGUUCCCCAUCAGGUUCCCCAUCAGGUUCCCCAUCAGGUUCGCCAUCAGGUUCGCCAUCAGGUUCGCCAUCAGGUUCGCCAUCAGGUUCGCCAUCAGGUUCCCCAUCAGGUUCCCCAUCAGGUUCCCCAUCAGGUUCCCCAUCAGGUUCCCCAUCAGGUUCCCCAUCAGGUUCGCCAUCAGGUUCGCCAUCAGGUUCCCCAUCAGGUUCGCCAUCAGGUUCCCCAUCAGGUUCCCCAUCAGGUUCCCCAUCAGGUUCCCCAUCAGGUUCCCCAUCAGGUUCGCCAUCAGGUUCGCCAUCAGGUUCGCCAUCAGGUUCGCCAUCAGGUUCCCCAUCAGGUUCCCCAUCAGGUUCCCCAUCAGGUUCCCCAUCAGGUUCCCCAUCAGGUUCCCCAUCAGGUUUCCCAUAAGGUUCGCCAUCAGGUUCGCCAUCAGGUUCGCCAUCAGGUUCGCCAUCAGGUUCGCCAUCAGGUUCCCCAUCAGGUUCCCCAUCAGGUUCCCCAUCAGGUUCCCCAUCAGGUUCCCCAUCAGGUUCCCCAUCAGGUUCCCCAUCAGGUUCGCCAUCAGGUUCGCCAUCAGGUUCCCCAUCAGGUUCGCCAUCAGGUUCCCCAUCAGGUUCGCCAUCAGGUUCCCCAUCAGGUUCGCCAUCAGGUUCCCCAUCAGGUUCCCCAUCAGGUUCUCAAACAGGUUCGCCAUCAGGUUCCCCAUCAGGUUCGCCAUCAGGUUCCCCAUCAGGUUCCCCAUCAGGUUCGCCAUCAGGUUCGCCAUCAGGUUCGCCAUCAGGUUCGCCAUCAGGUUCGCCAUCAGGUUCGCCAUCAGGUUCCCCAUCAGGUUCGCCAUCAGGUUCCCCAUCAGGUUCCCCAUCAGGUUCGCCAUCAGGUUCGCCAUCAGGUUCGCCAUCAGGUUCGCCAUCAGGUUCCCCAUCAGGUUCCCCAUCAGGUUCCCCAUCAGGUUCCCCAUCAGGUUCCCCAUCAGGUUCCCCAUCAGGUCGCCCCCCCAUCAGGUUCGCCAUCAGGUUCGCCAUCAGGUUCCCCAUCAGGUUCCCCAUCAGGUUCCCCAUCAGGUUCCCCAUCAGGUUCGCCAUCAGGUUCGCCAUCAGGUUCGCCAUCAGGUUCCCCAUCAGGUUCGCCAUCAGGUUCCCCAUCAGGUUCCCCAUCAGGUUCCCCAUCAGGUUCCCCAUCAGGUUCCCCAUCAGGUUCCCCAUCAGGUUCGCCAUCAGGUUCGCCAUCAGGUUCGCCAUCAGGUUCCCCAUCAGGUUCGCCAUCAGGUUCGCCAUCAGGUUCGCCAUCAGGUUCGCCAUCAGGUUCGCCAUCAGGUUCCCCAUCAGGUUCCCCAUCAGGUUCCCCAUCAGGUUCCCCAUCAGGUCCCCCCCCCAUCAGGUUCGCCAUCAGGUUCGCCAUCAGGUUCCCCAUCAGGUUCCCCAUCAGGUUCCCCAUCAGGUUCCCCAUCAGGUUCCCCAUCAGGUUCCCCAUCAGGUUCCCCAUCAGGUUCCCCAUCAGGUUCCCCAUCAGGUUCGCCAUCAGGUUCGCCAUCAGGUUCGCCAUCAGGUUCGCCAUCAGGUUCCCCAUCAGGUUCCCCAUCAGGUUCCCCAUCAGGUUCCCCAUCAGGUUCCCCAUCAGGUUCCCCAUCAGGUUCCCCAUCAGGUUCCCCAUCAGGUUCCCCAUCAGGUUCCCCAUCAGGUUCCCCAUCAGGUUCGCCAUCAGGUUCGCCAUCAGGUUCGCCAUCAGGUUCGCCAUCAGGUUCGCCAUCAGGUUCCCCAUCAGGUUCCCCAUCAGGUUCCCCAUCAGGUUCCCCAUCAGGUUCCCCAUCAGGUUCCCCAUCAGGUUCGCCAUCAGGUUCGCCAUCAGGUUCCCCAUCAGGUUCGCCAUCAGGUUCGCCAUCAGGUUCGCCAUCAGGUUCCCCAUCAGGUUCGCCAUCAGGUUCGCCAUCAGGUUCGCCAUCAGGUUCGCCAUCAGGUUCCCCAUCAGGUUCCCCAUCAGGUUCCCCAUCAGGUUCCCCGUUCGCCAUCAGGUUCGCCAUCAGGUUCGCCAUCAGGUUCGCCAUCAGGUUCGCCAUCAGGUUCCCCAUCAGGUUCCCCAUCAGGUUCGCCAUCAGGUUCGCCAUCAGGUUCGCCAUCAGGUUCGCCAUCAGGUUCGCCAUCAGGUUCCCCAUCAGGUUCCCCAUCAGGUUCGCCAUCAGGUUCGCCAUCAGGUUCGCCAUCAGGUUCGCCAUCAGGUUCCCCAUCAGGUUCCCCAUCAGGUUCGCCAUCAGGUUCCCCAUCAGGUUCCCCAUCAGGUUCGCCAUCAGGUUCCCCAUCAGGUUCCCCAUCAGGUUCCCCAUCAGGUUCGCCAUCAGGUUCCCCAUCAGGUUCCCCAUCAGGUUCGCCAUCAGGUUCGCCAUCAGGUUCCCCAUCAGGUUCCCCAUCAGGUUCCCCAUCAGGUUCGCCAUCAGGUUCGCCAUCAGGUUCGCCAUCAGGUUCGCCAUCAGGUUCGCCAUCAGGUUCGCCAUCAGGUUCGCCAUCAGGUUCCCCAUCAGGUUCGCCAUCAGGUUCCCCAUCAGGUUCGCCAUCAGGUUCGCCAUCAGGUUCCCCAUCAGGUUCCCCAUCAGGUUCCCCAUCAGGUUCCCCAUCAGGUUCCCCAUCAGGUUCCCCAUCAGGUUCCCCAUCAGGUUCCCCAUCAGGUUCCCCAUCAGGUUCGCCAUCAGGUUCGCCAUCAGGUUCCCCAUCAGGUUCGCCAUCAGGUUCGCCAUCAGGUUCCCCAUCAGGUUCCCCAUCAGGUUCCCCAUCAGGUUCCCCAUCAGGUUCGCCAUCAGGUUCGCCAUCAGGUUCGCCAUCAGGUUCGCCAUCAGGUUCGCCAUCAGGUUCGCCAUCAGGUUCCCCAUCAGGUUCCCCAUCAGGUUCCCCAUCAGGUUCCCCAUCAGGUUCCCCAUCAGGUUCGCCAUCAGGUUCCCCAUCAGGUUCGCCAUCAGGUUCGCCAUCAGGUUCGCCAUCAGGUUCGCCAUCAGGUUCGCCAACAGGGUCCCCAUCAGGUUCCCCAUCAGGUUCGCCAUCAGGUUCCCCAUCAGGUUCGCCAUCAGGUUCGCCAUCAGGUUCGCCAUCAGGUUCGCCAUCAGGUUCGCCAUCAGGUUCGCCAUCAGGUUCCCCAUCAGGUUCCCCAUCAGGUUCCCCAUCAGGUUCGCCAUCAGGUUCGCCAUCAGGUUCCCCAUCAGGUUCCCCAUCAGGUUCCCCAUCAGGUUCGCCAUCAGGUUCGCCAUCAGGUUCGCCAUCAGGUUCCCCAUCAGGUUCCCCAUCAGGUUCCCCAUCAGGUUCGCCAUCAGGUUCCCCAUAGAGUUCCCCAUCAGGUUCCCCAUCAGGUUCCCCAUCAGGUUCGCCAUCAGGUUCGCCAUCAGGUUCCCCAUCAGGUUCGCCAUCAGGUUCCCCAUCAGGUUCCCCAUCAGGUUCGCCAUCAGGUUCGCCAUCAGGUUCGCCAUCAGGUUCCCCAUCAGGUUCGCCAUCAGGUUCCCCAUCAGGUUCGCCAUCAGGUUCGCCAUCAGGUUCGCCAUCAGGUUCCCCAUCAGGUUCGCCAUCAGGUUCGCCAUCAGGUUCGCCAUCAGGUUCCCCAUCAGGUUCCCCAUCAGGUUCCCCAUCAGGUUCCCCAUCAGGUUCCCCAUAGAGUUCCCCAUCAGGUUCCCCAUCAGGUUCCCCAUCAGGUUCCCCAUCAGGUUCCCCAUAGAGUUCCCCAUCAGGUUCCCCAUCAGGUUCCCCAUCAGGUUCGCCAUCAGGUUCCCCAUCAGGUUCGCCAUCAGGUUCGCCAUCAGGUUCCCCAUCAGGUUCGCCAUCAGGUUCCCCAUCAGGUUCCCCAUCAGGUUCGCCAUCAGGUUCGCCAUCAGGUUCGCCAUCAGGUUCCCCAUCAGGUUCGCCAUCAGGUUCCCCAUCAGGUUCGCCAUCAGGUUCGCCAUCAGGUUCGCCAUCAGGUUCCCCAUCAGGUUCGCCAUCAGGUUCGCCAUCAGGUUCGCCAUCAGGUUCCCCAUCAGGUUCCCCAUCAGGUUCCCCAUCAGGUUCCCCAUCAGGUUCGCCAUCAGGUUCGCCAUCAGGUUCCCCAUCAGGUUCCCCAUCAGGUUCCCCAUCAGGUUCCCCAUCAGGUUCCCCAUCAGGUCUGCUCGCUUCUGCUCGCUUUUCCACUCAUCCACUCGCUUGUCCUCUUCUUGCUCAGGCCUCGCUUCCUCUUCCUGCCUUCCUUCCUUGCCUCACCUCCAGCACUCGAUGGGCUCGUGUUGUCUAUCCACGGCGGUGGGCGCAAAUCUCAACUUCCCCUUCUCACUGCAGCGCCACGGCCCCAACUACACGGAGAGCAACUACACGGAGAGCAACUACACGGAGAGCAACUACACGGAGAGCAACUACACGGAGAGCAACUACACGGAGAGCAACUACACAGAGAGCAACUACGCAUUUGCGGCCGAGAGGAGCAUUGCUGCCACACGCUACGUGUCUCGCCGCAAUCGUCUGCUGAUCGGCAUGGUGCUGCAGCAGGAGUGGGUGGGCACGCAGCAGUGCAGUGGACCGGGCCUGCAUCACCUGGCGGGGUGGUGCAGCAACGGCACGUCCACAGAGCCGUUUGGAGUGAACCCGCACUUCCUGCCCACAUCGGCCAUCUACGACAGCGCUGCCAGCGCCAACAUCACCCAACUUGACAACAGCACCUUUGGCUUUAAACUGCAGUUCAAUCCUCAAGGCCUCCCCUACGGCUUCAUCUACCCCGUGGUGAGUCAUGGCAUGGCCACUUCAUCUGCUCUGCCCCAUGGUGAGUCAUGGCAUGGCCACUUCAUCUGCCCCAUGGAGUCGCUGAUCACGUACCCUUUGGUGUUUGACAUUGAUCUCGAUAACGAGGCGGCCACAAGGCGUCUACAGUACCUGGUGGGUGGCAGCUACAUUGACAAUGGCACGCGCAGUGUAGACGUCAGCUUCAUAACCUUCAACGGCGAGACGCUCACGUUGGUGCUGACCACUGUGACCUGCACGGUGAACGCGGGAGGCAGCAUGGCAGUGAGCUUCAAGUCACAGCCGGCAGCCAUGGCGAUGUACGAUGCAUCAUCGGACAACAUCGCACGGCUGGUGCUGGAGAUGGUGUAUGUGGUGGGGCUGCUCUGGAAUGUGUGUGGCGAGCUGCAGGAGAUGGCUGACCGCGCUGCCACGGAUGGAUCUGUGCUCAGCUACUUUGAGCAAGCAUGGAACUGGGUCCACAUGUUUUCCCUCGCGCUGCAAGCGAUCGCCGUUGUCCUCUGGGUGGUUCUAUGGCGGUACGUGAGCGCAUUUGACAUAGAGCCACGGUACGACAUCUAUUACACGCUGCUCGAGAUGCCGCGCUAUUGGGCCUUGCCCAACCCGCCUACGGGAUUCAUCAGCGCCGGUCAGGCCUUCACUGAUCUGCGCAACAUCAUCAACCUCCGCGCCGUCUACUUCGCCCUCCAGGGCAUCAAUGUCUUCUUCAUGAUGAUUCGUCUACUCAAAUUCAUGGACUUCCAGCCUUACCUGGGCGUCAUCACGCGCUCCCUCAGCCUCGCCACACCAUCGCUGCUGCACUUCUUCCUGCUCUCCUUUACCGUCUUCUGCUUCAGCAUGUACGCCUACCUCGUCUUCGGAGGCGCUAUCGAGAUGUUCUCUACGGUCCUGGAGUCCAUGUUCUCGUUGUUCCUGCUGCUCAUCAACGACAACGGCUCCGCCUACUUCUUGCAGCGCCUGGAGUCGUGGGACCUCAUCGCUGCGAUGCUUUUCUUCUUCAUGUUCAUUGUCUUCAUGGUCUUCAUCCUCCUCAACUUCCUCAUCGCCAUCAUUGUCGAUGCCUUCAUGAGCGUCAAGGACAGCAACGUGGUUGCUACUUCUAUAGCUACUGACCUGGCACACAUCAUCAAGUACAAGUGGAACUGCUGGCGCGGUCGCUACCUGCCGUACCGUCUCAUUCUCGACCGCCUUGUGGAUCUGGGGGCCAAGGAUACCCGCAUUAAAGAGGAGAACCCUCGGAUUCGCCGCUUCAAGUCCAUCCAACGGGGGGUAGGCUCCAUGCUUUCCGGCACGCGAGGCAGCGCCGACAAACCAGCGCACUUGGCCCGGUCAGAGAACCAACCCGCCUUCCCCUCCGCCGUCAGCGACUCUUGGGUGCGGCGGCAGCACGUGCUGACAGUGAGGGAGAAGCGCAUCGACGCCAUCUCGCUCGCCAUGAUCCUGCAGCGCCGCCACGACAGGGCGGUGGCAAAGAAGGCCCGCAAAUCAGCCGCUGCCAUGUCAGCCAGGGCGGCUUUUUUCUCCCCGUCCUCAUGUGGGAGUGGCGCCAUGUGGGGGCCUGCCCCCUGGACCGCGGACGAGGAGCAGCUGGAGCAGCUGUCGCAGGCGGUGGUGCUGCAGUGCGGCGAGGUGGUGAAGCAGGCCGCCCUGCCCGUCAAGAAGCCGCCCGUGCAGAAGCUCAGCCUCGCCCACGUGCAGGAGGAGGUGGUGCGCGGCCACGAGACAGCGGAGGAGAUGAGGGGCAUGAUAGCAGACCUGCAGAGCGACAUGCGCGCCAUGAUGGCUCUACUCCACCGCGCCCUCCCCUCUCUGCGCGCCCAGCCUCCAAUUCCAAUUCCACCCUCGGGGUCAUCCCUGCCGGGGCCGCGGCCACUGGAGCCAUUUCCAGCCGCUCCUGGAUCUCGUCUCUCACUAGUAGCGGCAAUGGCGGAGGCUGCCGCGGUGCUGCGCGCGAAGAAGAAGGCGGAGGAGGGGGAGGUUGGCGAGGCAUCGCUGUCGCGAUCGAAGAGUUUGCUGGACGAUAAUUUCGAGGCGUACGAGGCGGCUAACUACCGCAUGUGGAUGCGGUCCAAGUCCAACAUUCCAUCCCGUCGUAAGCCUUCGGGGCCUCGUAGCGUCAAGACGCACAACCUAGAUUUCCUCGAUAGCGACGGCAGGGUCACGCCGCAGAAUCAGGAGCUCUUGGCGCGUCUCGCGUCAAGCUCGUCGCUCAAUCCCACGAGCGCCGACUGCGCGAAUGGAACGGAUGGCGCGGAGGGCGGGGAGGGCGGAGAGGGGAAGGCGACCGCGGCGGGGGGACCGCUGAAGCGCAGCUUGACGGAGGAUGCGACGGGGGAGACCAUGACGCGGAGCAGCAUGGGCGUGGGCUCGUUGAAGGGCCUGGCGGAGGGGGCGAGCUUGGCGCGGUCGGCGAGGGGCGUUCUGCAGGACGCGGAGAUGGACGAGAUGGACGGAGAGGUGCUGCAAGGUGCGGCCUGGUUCAGAGCGGUGCUUCACUGCUGGGCUGGGGAUGCGGGAUUGACACGCGCCCCCGCGUCCACGCCUCUUUCUCGCAAUUCUCUGCCGCACCGUUAUCUCGCCGCUGCUCUCGCCGCCUGGCGUUGCGCUUUUCUCACCGCUGCUCUCAAGGCGUUCGCGCGAGUGAUGAAGCUGCAGCAGCGCGUGCAGCACUACCGCGACCUGGGCGGGUUCGUGGUGCUCAUGGCGCUCUUCAUCACCAUCCUCUACCUCCAGGCCGACUCCUCCCGAAGCUAUGAGAUCACCGCCGCGCACGCAGUGCUCUUCCCCCCGGGCAUGCGUCAAGACGGGUCCAACACCUUCAACGGUCCGGAUGAUUUCUACAAUUGGCUCAACACCAGCAUCGUGCAGGUGCGCUGCGCUCUCCCUCUCCCCUCCCUUUCAUCUCUCCGUUAUCGCUCCUCAUGUACUUGUUGCGGUCGUGUCCCCCCUUUUUCCGUCCACCCAAGCUUGCCCUCUGCCCACGCACGCGGCAUCACAGCGCUCUCCUGCCCGCAUCAACGCCCGCACGCUCGUCAGCCGGUCCUCUCCUCACUGCCGCUCCCCUCCCCCGUGCCAUCCCUGCAGAGCCUAUGGAAUGACCCCACAUGUGGCACCGGCGAGUGCGAACGCCCCUUCCAGUUCCCCGCGUUUGGCCGCUUUGGCUGCCAGGCGGACUGCGGCACGUUCCCCAAUCUCACCUCCGUGGUCAUCAGAUUCUCCUCCCACCUCGACACGCAGCAGGCUGCUGACGAAUCUUCCUGGAACCUCUGCAUGGUCGACCCGGUCUCCCUCUGCUGGUACGAGACAUUCCAGCCAUUCCCGGUGGGAGAUGUGGAGGUAUCGGUGGCGUUGGACAUUCCGGACGGCGACUGGGUGGUGGUGCUCAACGCGCCCGCGGGGGGCAUCCGCGGCACCGUGCACGCGCCCCCUCCCGGCACACAGCGCCUCUCCGUCGUCGGCGCCGCCUCCACCGUCCAGCUUGUUGCGUGGGGGUCCUGUGCGCAUGAUGAUGACGUGGAUGCAGCCAAUCAGACGCAGCCAGGUGGCGGCGCCGUUGGUUCUCCGCCUGACAUCUGUCGUGAUACGUGUUUGAGGCUGGUGGCCUGCCUGCCAGCAACCUGUGGGCGAGCAUUCACAGAGAGGGAGGUGGCAGGAGCGUUCGUGGACUGUGCGCGCAUGUGCAUCGUUGCACCCGCCUCCAUCACCCGCUAUGUCGACUCCCCCUGCCCCAUGCCAGGGAUCGCAGCAUGCACUGCUCCCCCUCCUGCGCCUUUUUCCACUCUGCCACACACCGGCCUCCUCACAUGUGCUCCAUUCCUCACAUGUGCUCCAUUCCUCACAUGUGCUCCAUUCCUCACAUGUGCUCCAUUCCUCACAUGUGCUCCACUCCUCACAUGUGCUCCAUUCCUCACAUGUGCUCCACUCCUCACAUGUGCUCCACUCCUCACAUGUGCUCCACUCCUCACAUGUGCUCCAUUCCUCACAUGUGCUCCAUUCCUCACAUGUGCUCCAUUCCUCACAUGUGCUCCAUUCCUCACAUGUGCUCCACUCCUCACAUGUGCUCCAUUCCUCACAUGUGCUCCACUCCUCACAUGUGCUCCACUCCUCACAUGUGCUCCACUCCUCACAUGUGCUCCACUCCUCACAUGUGCUCCACUCCUCACAUGUGCUCCACUCCUCACAUGUGCUCCACUCCUCACAUGUGCUCCAUUCCUCACAUGUGCUCCAUUCCUCACAUAUGCUCCAUUCCUCACAUGUGCUCCAUUCCUCACAUGUGCUCCACUCCUCACAUGUGCUCCAUUCCUCACAUGUGCUCCAUUCCUCACAUGUGCUCCACUCCUCACAUGUGCUCCACUCCUCACAUGUGCUCCACUCCUCACAUGUGCUCCACUCCUCACAUGUGCUCCACUCCUCACAUGUGCUCCACUCCUCACAUGUGCUCCAUUCCUCACAUGUGCUCCAUUCCUCACAUGUGCUCCAUUCCUCACAUGUGCUCCAUUCCUCACAUGUGCUCCAUUCCUCACAUGUGCUCCACUCCUCACAUGUGCUCCAUUCCUCACAUGUGCUCCAUUCCUCUCCCUGCUCUUCUUAUCCCACGCUGCGACUCCCCUCGAUGCAUCCCCCCCCCUGUCUCCGUCCCAUCCCAGGCUCAGGAGCAACAGCUCAUUUAUCGCACAGCAGCCGCCGCAAGUGCUGCAGGUGGCGGUGUCACGAGCCCUCUUCACCAUGGCCAAGGACCGCUGCCUGGCCGGCCACGGGCCGGGCUCCAAGCGAUCCCACACUCUGGGAGGGCGGGGCAGCGUGCGCUGGCAUGUGGUGGCCACCCUGUGCACCAUGCUGGGUGGGCCUGUGACCACCAUGGAUGAGUGCCGCAUGUAUGGUGUGGACGGGAAGCAGGUGCUGACCAUGGCAGACAUGUUUGCUUACCUCAAGUUCCGCCAUACCGGCCACGUCAUCUCGGCGCAGCACAUGGUGCGGUGGGUGCAGAUGGUGGCAGCGGCUGUGAGCUCCGUCACACCCGUGCCAGACGUGGCAGCGGCGCGGCUCAACGCGCUCUUGCACUCCUUCAAUGACGCCGUUGUCUCCUCCGAUGCUGUCGGCUGCUCUCAAGGCGGAGCAUGGCUGCCAUGGCGGGCGGGAGUGACGCACAACACGACGGUCCAUGUGGGCGACAAGGUCACCUGGGUGUGGGAUGACGACCUCCCGCACUCCCUCAAGGGUACUCCUUUUGAAACGAGUGCCUUUGCGAUGCCUUGGCAUAAUCUUCCUACCUAUUUUGCUCCCACUCUACUCCUUGUUCCCCAACGCUCUCGUGCUGCACUGCCACCACGGCCAGUGGCGGGGAUGGGCGAGGGGGACGACCCGUUGUUUCUGGGCUUCGGAGGGCACCGCCUGGCCGUGUCGCGCCAGCUGGCAUGCACUCCCCUCAACGUCGGCAAUGGGGACGCCUUUGAUGAGCCCAUGCCUUGCGUGCUCCAGAUAGACGAUGGGUCCGCUGGCUCCUUCGCCUACAGCAAGGUGUUUGAGGAGCCAAUCACCAUUCAUUAUGAGGACGGCACUCUCUCACUCGACGACUCCUCUUCCACGUCUGCUGCGUCUCUUCUCACUGUGCUGCCUGCGCGAGCAGGAGCUGAGGUUGCUGGUGUUGCGAAUGCCACUGACACAAGCACUCUCUCUGGCACUGCACACGUCACCUCCACCAACAGCACCAACACCACCACACCCUCCGCCUCCUCCUCCUCAGCACCCUAUGAAUGCUCGCCGGGGUGUCGGCUGCAGCGGCUGGCGAACGGGGUGUGCGAUGCGGCGUGCAACACGCCCGCGUGCGCCUUUGACGGUGGCGACUGCGCGUGUGUCGACCCGCUCUUUGGCCCCGGCAUCUGCCCCUGCCCCCCCAGCCACACCCGCCGCGACGACGGCUCCUGUUGUCUAUCGACGGCGGUGGGAACGGAUCUCAACUUCCCCUUCUCACUGCAGCGCUACGGCCCCAACUACACUGAGAGCAACUAUGUCUUUGCCGCUGAGAGGAGCAUUGCUGCCACACGCUACGUGUCCCGCCGCAACCGUCUGCUGAUCGGCAUGGUGCUACAGCAGGACCGGGUGGGCACGCACCAGUGCAGCGGGCCGGGCAACGGCACAUCCAGGGAUCCCUUUGGUGUCAACCCGCACUUCCUGCCCACAUCGGCCAUCUACGACAGCGCUGCCAGCGAAAACUUGAGCCAGCUCGACAACAACACCUUCGGCUUUAAGCUCAAGUUCAACCCUCAGGGCCUCCCCUACGGCUUCAUCUACCCCAUGGAGUCGCUGACCACCUACCCGUUGGUGUUUGACAUUAAUCUCGAUAACGACGCGGCCACAAGGCGUCUGCAGUACUUGGUGGAUGGCAGCUACAUUGACAACGGCACGCGCAGCAUCGAUGUCAGCUUCAUCACCUUCAGCGGCGAGACGCUCACGUUCGUGCUGACCACAAUCACCUGCACGCUGGACGCGGGCGGCAGCAUGGCAGUGAGCUUCAAGUCGCAGCCGGCAGCCAUGGCGAUGUACGAUGCAUCGGCGGACAACAUCGCACGGCUGGUGCUGGAGGUGAUCUACCUGGUGGGGCUGCUCUGGAAUGUGGCUGGCGAGCUGCAGGAGAUGGCCGACCGUUCUGCAAAGGAUGGAUCAGUGCUCAGCUAUUUUGGUUGUUUCUGGAAUUGGAUCGACAUGCUCUCCAUCGCGCUGCAAGUGACUGCGGUUGUUAUCUGGGUGGUGUUGUGGCGGUACGUGGAGGCAUUUGACAUGCAGCCACGGUACGACAUUUACUACACGCUGCUCGAGAUGCCACGCUACUGGGCCGUGCCCAACCCGCCCACUGGAUUCAUCAGUGCCACUCAGGCCUUCGCUGAUCUGCGCAAUAUCAUCAACCUCCGCGCCGUCUACUUCGCCCUCCAGGGCAUCAAUGUAUUCUUUAUGAUGAUUCGCCUGCUCAAGGUGAUGGACUUCCAGCCGUACCUCGGGGUCAUCACUCGCUCGCUCGCCCUCGCCACGCCCUCACUGCUGCACUUCUUCCUGCUCUCCUUUACCAUUUUCUUCUGCUUCAGCAUGUACGCCUACCUCGUCUUCGGAGGCGCACUCGAGCUGUUCUCCACAGUAUCUGAGUCCAUGUUCUCCCUCUUCCUCCUGCUCAUCAACGACAAUGGCUCCGCCUACUUCUUGCAGCGCCUCGAGUCAUGGAACCUCAUAGCAGCCAUGCUCUUCUUUCUCAUGUUCAUUGUCUUCAUGGUCUUCAUCCUCCUCAACUUCCUCAUCGCCAUCAUCGUCGAUGCCUUCAUGGAUGUCAAAGACAGCGACGCCGUCGCCACCUCCAUAGCCGCUGACCUCGCUCACAUCAUCAAGUACAAGUGGAACUGCUGGCGCGGCCGCUACCUGCCGUACCCUGUCAUUCUCGAUCGCCUUGUGGACUUGGGCGCCAAGGACACCCGCAUAAAAGAUGAGAACUCUCGGAUGCGCCGCUUCAAGGACAUCCAACGGCGGGUAGCCUCCAUGUUCUCGGGCAAGCGAGGCAGCGCCGACAAGCCGGCGCCCUUGGCCCGGUCAGGCAACCACCCCGCGUUCCCGCUCGCAGCCAGCGACUCUCGGGUGCGGCGGCAGCACGUGCUGACAGUGAGGGAAAAGCGCAUCGACGUUAUCUCUUUCUCCAUGAUCCUGCAGCGUCGCCAGGACAGGGCGGCCAAGAAAUCCCGCCAAUCUGCUGCUGCCAUGUCAUCAAGCAUGCCUCGUUUCUCCCAGUCCCGGUGUGAGAGUGGCACGCUGUUGGGGGCUGCCCCCACCUGGACCGCGGACGAGGAGCAGCUGGAGCAGCUGUCGCAGGCGGUGGUGCUGCAGAGCGGCGAGGUGGUGAAGCAGGCCGCCCUGCCCGUCAAGAAGCCUGCGCAGAAAAUCAGCCUCAAUCAGGUGCAGGAGAAGGUGCUCCAAGUGCAGGAGGAGGUGCUACGCAGCCAUGAGACUGCGGAGGAGCUGAGGGCCAUGAUAUCGGACAUGCAGAGCGACAUGCGCGCCAUGAUGGCCCUGCUCGACCGCACCCUCCCCUCGCUGCGCGCUCAGGCUCCGCUCCCCACUCCCCCCUCGGGAUCACCCCUGCCGGGGCCGGGUGGGGAGGCGGGUGGGAUGGGCAUGGGGGAAGGAGCAGCGGCGGAUGUGGGUGUGCAAAGCGGUUCUGGCCGGUCAAGUGAGAGAGUGGGCUGCUUCCCAACGCCUUCACCGAGACGAGCGUCGCGGCGGGUUGUGUUUCAAGAUGAGGCAGAAGAGGGCGGUGAGGGUGGUGCGAGCGCGGAGGAGUCAUGGCAACAGCCGUUGAUCGGAAACCAAGGAGACCAAGAUUCCGAAUCACCGAGAAGAGCUGAAAUGAUUGACUGUUUCCCCUGUUACACCGUAAGGCCCACCCUCAACUUUCCUAGCUGA
This is a messenger RNA of Closterium sp. Yama58-4, 18303 nucleotides long. Lineage: Eukaryota; Viridiplantae; Streptophyta; Zygnematophyceae; Desmidiales; Closteriaceae. The record is from the annotation of a GenBank genome assembly.